This is a messenger RNA of Brassica napus (rape), 658 nucleotides long. RefSeq lists its product as uncharacterized. The record is from RefSeq and is a predicted model, not a curated record. NCBI's taxonomy places the organism in Eukaryota, Viridiplantae, Streptophyta, Magnoliopsida, Brassicales, Brassicaceae. The transcript is spliced from 3 exons. Bases 221 to 562 code for a protein of 113 amino acids.
UGACAGAAAUAAAGAAACUGAAAAAUCAUUUUGAUUGAUAGAAGUCGAGCUGUCUUUUUGCUGUAAUAAUUUAACAUCUUUAACAUAGUAUCGUUCCUGUCUGUCUAUCCAGCUUCUCUUUCGCUAGCAUCAUCAUAUCGGCAGAAACAUACAUUAAAAAGUCAGCUGAUUUCUCUAUUUCCCUGUAACUACAAACUUCUCUUUGACAGAUUUGAAUCAAAUGGAGGAGGACAGAAAAGAGAAGAACUCUCCAUGGCUAUCUGUGCCACAGUUUGGUGAUUGGGACCAGAAAAGCGGAGGAGGAGCAAUGCCUGAUUACUCGAUGGAUUUCACCAAGAUAAGGGAGAUGAGGAAACAGAACAAGAGAGACCCUUCUCUAGCCAGUUUUGGCAACGAAGAAGAGCUCAUCAAGCCACCCGAGUCAUCAGCACCAAUAGCUAAACUCACAACUGUCCAUACUGAAAACAAGCAACACUUCUCUCCGGACCACCAUCACCAACCACAUUCCCCUUCUGCAAAGAGAAGCAUCUUCAGCUGCUUCAACUGCUGCGUCAAAGCUUGAAGAGAUUAUUCUCUUAUUAAUAUACAUAUUGACUUGUAAUUCAAAUCUGGAAAAUGAAUGUGGUGACUCUUUCUUUUAUAUAUGUUUGAAUCCAUC